UCUCUCUCCUAAAGCAAUCAAGAUUCAUUCACUCUCGUAAGGCAAGCCUCCUCCCUAAGCAAGCAAGAAAGCAAGCAGCCAUGGAAACGGAAUCCCAAGAAUCCAAGCUCCAGCACGAUACCCUAAUCAGCUCCUUCUGCGAGAUCGCCUCUUCCUCCAAAGAAGAAGCCAUCUUCUUCCUCGAGAGCCACAAUUGGGACCUCGACGCCGCCGUCUCCACCUUCCUCGAUGACAACUCCGUCGCCACCGCCUCCGCCGCCAUGGCACGCGGCGACAUCCCCGCGUCCUUCUCUCCGACGCAUUUUAAGUCGCCGGAAUACUCUCCCUCGCAGUCCCCGUCGAGGUCUCCGUCGCGGUCUCCGUCGCGGUCUCGCUCGCCCUCGCCCACCCCGUCUCGCCGGCCCUACGAGCUCGGAUCAAGGGAUAAGAAGGCCACCACGAAGCCGUCCGGGAGCCGUCGUGAACGUAUCGUCCGUACACUCGCCGAUCUGAACCGGCCUGCUGAUGAUGCCUCCGACGAGAACUCGGAUGAGCCCCAGGAGUACUACACUGGCGGUGAGAAAAGUGGAAUGCUUGUACAAGAUCCUAAAAGAAGUAAUGAUGUGGAUGCCAUUUUCAAUCAAGCUGAGCAGUCUGCGGCUGUACAAGGACCUCCCGAGCAACUUCGACCUUCGAGCUCGAAAAGCUUCACUGGAAAAGCAAGAUUGCUCUCGGGAGAGACUGUGCCAUCUGCCCCUCAGCCGCCUGAACCUGUACAUCACACGAUUACUUUUUGGACGAAUGGAUUCACCGUCGAUGAUGGUCCACUGCGUCGACUCGAUGAUCCUGCAAAUGCCCCCUUCUUGAAGAGCAUCAAGAAAAAUGAAUGUCCAGUGGAGCUUGAACCAGUCGGAAGGAGGACCCCAGUGCAUGUCGAUAUGAUUAGGCGGCUAGAAGACUACACUGAACCAGUGAAGCAGAAGACUGCUUUUCAGGGAGUGGGAAGGACUCUUGGUAGCAGCAGUGGUGCCUCAUCAGCUGCCUCUGAGACAAACACCGCUGCUACUUCCCUGACCAGCGCACCAUUACUGUCGACGGGUUUGGUUGUAGAUGAGUCAUUGCCGUCGACCUCUCUUCAACUGAGGUUGGCAGAUGGUACUCGCAUGGUUUCUCAUUUCAACCACCGCCAUACAAUCAGAGAUGUCCGCUCUUUCAUUGAUGCGUCGAGGCCUGGCGGGUCGAGAAGUUACCAACUACAGACAAUGGGGUUUCCUCCCAGAAAGCUGACUGAUCUGGACCAGACCAUAGAACAGGCUGGGAUAGCCAAUUCAGUUGUCAUCCAAAGGCUCUAGGAGGUUUGCAUGUCGUACUCAAAUUUCAAGCAGUCCACAUUCAGAAAAAAUGCAUAUUCUAUGCUAAACACAGUUCUAUUUUCCUUCUGAUGAAUCUACGUCAUACAUAAAUUGUUCAGCAUUCUAAUUUUCUUUCGAUGAAUUUACGUUAUGCAUGAGGUUUUCUUAGUUA
This is a messenger RNA of Morus notabilis, 1503 nucleotides long. RefSeq names its product plant UBX domain-containing protein 4. Gene Ontology annotation, biological process: autophagosome assembly; nuclear membrane reassembly; membrane fusion. Gene Ontology annotation, molecular function: ubiquitin binding. Bases 81 to 1331 code for a protein of 416 amino acids. The record is from RefSeq and is a predicted model, not a curated record. Gene Ontology annotation, cellular component: nucleus; cytosol. The transcript has 4 exons. Lineage: Eukaryota; Viridiplantae; Streptophyta; Magnoliopsida; Rosales; Moraceae.